AUGACCGAGGCAGCGACCCCACAAAACGUGACCAGCCCAGCGGACCUCAGCAAGCAAAACGUAUCUUUCAGACCAGGUGUCAAUGCGGUGGAAUUCGUUUCCGGUUACUCUCAUGCGGGGAGUGUUGUUUGUAGCCUGCCGAGCCCUAUUUUUUUCAACAAGGCAUCCUCAAGCAACGGAAACUGUGAGUCUAAUGCCUCGACUGCCUCCUCGAGUGCAGCUCUCGGGACCGAAGCAUCGUCUAACGUCCGAACAGGAACCGUGCUAAUCUUUGACUGCGGAUCGGGCAACACAUGGCAACAUCUUAGACAGUGGCUUUCAGAUGAAGGUGCUUCGCACAUUGUUGUUGUUCACGCGUGUGCUGAAGAAGGCGCUGAUACACUAGGGGUGAAAACUCUUCAUCCCUCCCGUGUGAAUGGCGGCCAAGGAUGUUCGCAGACUCUGAUUAAGGAGGUGAAAUGCCGGCCACAUCACCCUGAAGAAGUUGUCGAGUUGUUUAAGUUGUUGAAAGAAGGUCUGCAUUUCCCUCUCGUUCGAGGCAUUUUCUAUAUUCUGGGAGAGAAGCUUGACAGCCUUUUAGCGAACCAAACAACUAGCUCGGUACAUGACAUGAUGAAGACGGCCUCAGGGGCGUGGUCGAUCCAUCAUGCUUUGGGCCAGCUCGGCAUGGAGGCUGAUUUAGAUUUUUUUAUUUUUUUCUCCAGCAUUUCAGCCCUCUUUGGCAGCAUCAGCCAAUCAAUAUCAGCUGCAGUUCAUGCGUCUCUAGACGCACUGGCGUACUACAGGCGGCAUCUUGGCCUUGCUGCUACGAGCAUUCAGUGGGCGCCUUGGGCCGAUGGAUCAAGCGCGACUUCACCACAAAUCGUUCGUCAUUGGCUAGAAAAAGGUGGCGUUUCUAGUGUUCGAAAUCCUCUAGCUGCUGUGAGUGCGAUUCUGAAGAAUCACACUGCCAUCGGGGCUGUCGUUGCCUGCUUCCACGCUGAUCCCACCAUCAUGCACGAAAUGGGAGAGACCGACCAAGAAUGUACUUUUCUUUCCUCGGGGCCAGCGGCAAAUACAAGGGAUUCAACCUCUGGCAAUGUUAAAGUGAGGACAAAUCCGGUCAAAUCCCGAGUUUUCCAAAAUGUGUCCCCAUCAACGGACACUUGUGGGGAAAACCACAAGGACGAACUUUUGGUGAUACUGACGCAGUUGGUUAGGAGGGAGGUCAUAGAGAUUGCCUCUUGCUACGUUUUCUUCGAGGGCAACAACUUAUCUACCGACGAGUCACUUGUCGACCUUGGUCUUGAUUCUCUCUCAGCUGUGGAGCUUCGGCACACGCUGCAGCAGCGAUUCUGCGUUAACAUAGAACCGACCUUCCUUCAGGCGAAUGCAACAAUUGAUAGCAUUUCGGCGUUGCUUGUAACACAUGUGGCUACCUCUCUGACGGGCGCUCUCCCCGUAUUGCCACUGUCUUGCCCUGGUCUUGCAAGUGCGGUAGAUGACUGCGCGCUUGUCAGCUUGGCGCUCAGACUUCCCGGGCGCUGUGACUCCCUGGACGCUUUUUGGGCGUCUCUACAAAGCGAUUCCGGCUAUUGCAGGCCGGGGGCUUCGGAGGCCUGUGAUCAAUGCUUCAUGCAUCGUGCGGGAAGUGGCGAGCUUCCUGCGGAGUCGCAAUCUAUUGGCACCAAUCUCGAUGCCAGGAAAGGCUUCUGUUGGCUGAGCAACCGUGACGCAUUCGACAGUCAUUUCUUCGGCAUAUCUUUCACAGAAGCUUUGGCCACAGACCCCUGUCACAGAUUGCUUUUGGAGGCAACGUACGAAGCUUUGUGCAAACUGAACACAGAACAGCAGUCGGGCACGUCCGGUACGCCAAUUGCUGUUUUCGCUACAUCUUCAUCUACCCAAAUGCGAGCCUCUCUCCCAUCGUACACUAAACCAGCGAGUUCUCAAAAUACGCAGGACAAUAACGGAUGCUUAGCCGCGAGUUUUCUGUCCUACCAUCUGAAUCUGACUGGCUUGGCCGUGCCCAUUGAUGGCAGUGACAGCGCGUCACUGAUUGCACUUGAUCUCGGAAGGGAACACCUACGAGGGACGGAUUCCGUGUGUCAAGCAGUUGUCGUCGCAGCAGGGUCACUGCUCCCCAUUUGCUCGCAUGGUUGGCCGUCUGCAUGUACCAGUCCCACAAUACGUCGUUUUCGAGGCCGUGACGACUAUGCGUUCCCUGACAGAGAAACAUAUGCUGUGCCUCGGGGCGAAGGCAUCGUUUCCGUUGUUUUGCAGCGUUUGUCCGUAGCUCGAGAAAAUGGGAACAGUCCAAUGGCCAUAUUGAAGGGUAUUUCUUUAAUUCGUAUGGGAAGAGGAGAGAGACCUAUUCCAUCACAGUGGAGAACGGCAGACGUAAAGCUACGACGCAAGACGAUCGUGGAGGCUCUCAAGAUGAGCAGAGUUGAGCCAAGGACUGUGGCUGUAUUGGAAACCGACGGGUUGACAGGAUCUCAGGCGGAAGAUGCCUACACGGUGGAGGCAAUGGCUGACAUCUUCGGUCCUAGACAUCUCGCCGAGUCGUGUUCUCCCCUUGUUAUCGGAAACGCCAGUUUGCAUAUAGGACAAGCAAGGGAAGCCUCUGGCCUUGCGACUCUAGCCAAAUUAGUCUUGAUGUUGGAGCGUGGAUACGCUCCACCUAUUCCACGUCUUCGACGUCUGCAUCCCGAUGUCAAAAGAGGAAUCCUGCCCUCUGGAUUUGUGAUGUUCCCAUGCAAGAAGAUGGACCUUCUCGCUUUUCGUCAGCACCCGGAUCACGUAUACGGACCGAACGAGAAAAGGGACCAGAAAGAAGGCCGUCCUUUAAUUGGAUGUGUCAGCUCUCUCGGAUCCGACAAAACAUCAGGUUGCUUCAUUGUGGAAUCUUCUCCCAGACGACACGGGCGCACAUCGGACACAAGGGUCUCCUUGGAGCGUGCGGUGCCGUUAGCCGGUACGAAGGACGCUUGCUCCCACAAUUAUCUUCACGUACGGUCAACCGAUGGUUCUGAAAGCGAAAUACGAGGAGACGACCGGGCGGUCUGGCUAUUUUGCGACGACUUAUGGGGACUGCAGUCAGUGGGACGAGGUCUCUACUGUUCGGACCCCGCCUUUGCCGCACUUUUGGAGCAAGCUGAACGUGUGUUAGGAAACCGUAUCCCACAGCCUUUGAGCUGCCUGCUAUACCCAUCCACAACUGCAGAGUUUCAAAAGGCUGAGGACGCUUUAGCAUUCCCACGCAUAGCAGCGUUUGUGCUCUUCAGCCUUCAGUGGGCGCUCGCAACCUGCCUGCGGCACCAAGAAGGGGAGCCUACUGCAGUCAUGGGGCUUGGAGUUGGUGAGAUUGCUGCAGCUGCUGUAGCCGGUAUUCUGUCUCUUGAAGAUGCAGUUGAACUCUUAGAGCUUCUUUCUUCUGAAACUCGUACCUGUGACAAUCGCAACAAACCCAUGCCAGGAGGAAACGUGAACUCGGGCGGCCUUUUCGACAGAGGCAACAGCGGAACUGGUGGAUGUGGUGUGGCGCAAGAUUGCAAAAGUCCCUGGGUGCUGUGUGGGUUAAAUAAGACCCCCACGAGUGAAUCGGCCGCCCUUGAAUUUUCGGUUCUCGAGUCUAGGCGAGGUUCAUCGUCGCGGAAAAGCUCAGAAACACCGACCUCUAACACCACCCCUCAUAAUAGAGACGUUUUCCAAGAGCGUUUUUCAAGGAAACCACGGCGUGCAACUUGUCCAAGUCCGAUCAUUCGGCAUGCGUGGGAAAAGGUCGCUCAUGGUAACCCUGAAAAUGACGAAGAAGCCGAACUGGAGUGUCCCUCCAGCCAAUCACGGCGUGCAAAUUGUCCAAGCCCGGCCAUUCAGCAUGCGUGCGAAGAGACCGCUCAUGGGAACCAUGCAAAUGACGGAGAAGCGGAUCUCCUGAUGGAUUUAUUUAGAUUUCGCCCAGAGCCGAGCGAACCGCUGGGACAAGUUACUGCGCGAAUCGCGUUGCGUAACGCUACAUGCCUAUUUAUUUCUACUGUCUCCGGUCGGUUAGCAACGGAUACUCUAAUAAGAGCAGCCGAAUAUUGGGAUCCUCUCGUACCGAAAACGCAGCGAGUUCACCGUGCAGUGGAAACCGCCGUACAGGUGGCGAAAACCGCAAAACUAGUCUGCAUUGGUUGCUCUGCCCAAGAUGGCGUACAUCUGUCGGUCGGCUUGCCCUCGGUCCAUCCCAUUAGUCCCUCACCAUUACGAAUAUUUUGUUUCACAGGAAGCUCCCCCUCACCACAGCUUCUUGCCCCCUGUGAAUCAGCAAGCGGGUCCUCCCCUCGAGUUGCUGUUGUCGAGCAUCAUGGAGCUGACUCAAAUUUGGGGGGAGGAGCACCGUGGUGGAAGCAUUUAUUGUUCCGUCUCCCUCAACUCGAGGGGUUCCCUAGUGGUUGCUCUGCAAGCACGCGAUUACUUGCAGAUCGCCUUGUUGCUGACGUGCCAACUCCUGACAACCAUAUGAUUAACAACCCGCAGACGGCGGCGGUACAGGGGGCAGGAGAGACUCUUGGAACAUUGCGUGAAGGUUCAUCUGGAGAGGGAGAAGAUGGUGAGAAAGGCUACAGGAGCGAAUCUGUAAACACUCAGCACCCCGUUUACAAAGUCUACAGACGCUGCAGCGAACCGGAACUGCACGAGUCUGAGCUGUCACUCUUAUGUUCCGAUACGGUGUGCCAACCGAGCCUGGAAAAAACAGUGGAGCUGUUCAUUGGUACAGGACUCGAGCAGCAAGGCAAACUCUCGACCGUUUCCAGCAGUUGGCUGGUGUUUUCUGAUAUUGUUGCACCUUCGCCGAUUUCGUUGUAUUCUACUCUCGCUUUCCAAAAUGAAGAUGGGGAGCAGCGUUUUUGCACGUUGAACGUAGCCUCCCAAGUGGCGACGGUCUACGCAGAAAAAGUCAAAACACAGGUUUGCUCAAUAAUAAUAGAGUGCAAACGAGGCUUCAAGCCUCCACGUGAGAUUGCCAGAUGCUACUUCGUCAAAAAUCAAACAGCGGUGGGAAAACACGAACCCGCUGUCUCAUCUCUUUCUCGGAUCCGGUGGCUGCCAGCUACAAAACUUCCAGAAGGGUGGCUUCGCACGCGCCGUCCUCAUGUUUGGCCGUGCAAGAUUAAAGUCACCAAAGCCGCCUGCCCUUUGCCUACGAGAAGGGUCGAUCUUCAAGAGAUUUACUGGGGGAAACGGCACAUUCUGUGUCGUUUUCGAAUGCCACGGAACCCCCCUAGAGAUGGUGUUGAGAAAAGUACACAACUAAUCGCCAUAUUGGCUCGGCUGGUGACAGUAAGUGUUGGUGUAGCUGCAACAUGUGUCCUCCAUGAGACUGAGACCUCAGGACGCUAUUCACACAGCCACCCAGGCCCCCAGGUAGAAGACGACCAGAAGACUCAUAUGGAUGCUUUAUGGGUUUGCCCAUAUGUCCCUUUCAGUGAAUGCUGGUGUGUGAUACGACAUCGCAGAAAUGGAAGCAGCAUCAAGGAAGGCAAAGGGAGAGACUGGGAGACGUGCGACGUAGAGAUAUUCAGUGAGAACGGCACCGCGGUAGCUGUGGUCCUCGGCUUUGGGAUUCAAAGCCACGCUCUAAGCAUGCGCAUGAUGGGAGGAAGAGGGAACGAUGGAGACAGCUCAGUUAGUACGACUGUUUGUGUUGCAUAA
Messenger RNA from Toxoplasma gondii ME49, 5679 nucleotides. Its product is annotated as beta-ketoacyl synthase, N-terminal domain-containing protein. Gene Ontology annotation, biological process: fatty acid biosynthetic process. Lineage: Eukaryota; Apicomplexa; Conoidasida; Eucoccidiorida; Sarcocystidae. The record is from RefSeq and is a predicted model, not a curated record. Bases 1 to 5679 code for a protein of 1892 amino acids. The transcript has a single exon. Gene Ontology annotation, molecular function: phosphopantetheine binding; fatty acid synthase activity.